Molecule: messenger RNA, 3539 nt
Organism: Pelmatolapia mariae (spotted tilapia)
Lineage: Eukaryota; Metazoa; Chordata; Actinopteri; Cichliformes; Cichlidae
Product: NACHT, LRR and PYD domains-containing protein 3
Exons: 9
Biological process (GO): intracellular signal transduction
Molecular function (GO): protein binding
Source: RefSeq, a predicted model, not a curated record
AUGGCAGUGUCCUUCCUGAGGAGAAUGAAGCAGGAAGUUCUGGCUGACUGUCUGUAUUACAAAUAUUUUGCUGAAGUUUGUCAACAUAAACUUAAAUCUGCACUAAAGAAGAAGUUCCAGUGUGUGUUUGAGGGGAUCGCUAAAGCAGGAAACCCAACCCUUCUGAAUCAGAUCUGCACAGAGCUCUACAUCAAAGAGGGAGGGACUGCAGAGGUCAAUGAUGAACAUGAGGUCAGACAGAUUGAAACAGCAUCCAGGAAACCAGACAGACCAGAAACAACCAUCAGACAAGAAGACAUCUUUAAAGCCUCACCUGGAAGAGAUGAACCAAUCAGAACAGUGCUGACAAAGGGAGUGGCUGGCAUUGGGAAAACAGUCUUAACACAGAAAUACACCCUGGACUGGGCUGAAGACAAAGCCAACCAGGACAUCCAGUUCAUAUUUCCAUUCACUUUCAGAGAGCUGAAUGUGCUGAAAGAGGAAAAGUUCAGCUUGGUGGAACUUGUUCAUCACUUCUUUACUGAAACCAAAGAAGCAGGAAUCUGCAGCUUUGAAGACUUCCAGGUUGUGUUCAUCUUUGAUGGUCUGGAUGAGUGUCGACUUCCUCUGGACUUCCACAAAACUACAAUCCUAACUGAUCCUAGAAAGUCCGCCUCAGUGGAUGUGCUGCUGAUAAACCUCAUCAGGGGGAAAUUGCUUCCUUCUGCUCGCCUCUGGCUAACCACACGACCUGCAGCAGCCAAUCAGAUCCCUCCUGACUGUGUUGGCAUGGUGACAGAGGUCAGAGGGUUCACUGACCCACAGAAGGAGGAGUACUUCAGGAAGAGAUUCAUAGAUGUAGAGCAGAUCAGCAAGAUGAUUUCCCACAUCAAGACAUCACGAAGCCUCCACGUCAUGUGCCACAUCCCAGUCUUCUGCUGGAUCACUGCUACAGUUCUGGAGGAUGUGCUGAAAACCAGAGAGGGAGGACAGUUGCCCAAGACCCUGACUGAGAUGUACAUCCACUUUCUGCUGGUUCAGGCUAAAAUAAAUAAGGUCAGUUGUGAUGGGGGAACAGAGACAGAUCCACACUGGAGUCUAGAGAGCAGGAAGAUGAUUGAGUCUCUGGGAAAACUGGCUUUUGAUCAGCUGCAGAAAGGAAACCUGAUCUUCUAUGAAUCAGACCUGACAGAGUGUGGCAUCGAUAUCAGAGCAGCCUCAGUGUAUUCAGGAGUGUUCACACAGGUCUUUAAAGAGGAGAGAGGACUGUACCAGGACAAGGUGUUCUGCUUCAUCCAUCUGAGUGUUCAGGAGUUUCUGGCUGCUCUUUAUGUCCAUUUGACAUUCAUCAGCUCUGGAGUCAAUUUGCUUGAAGAAACAACCUCCUGGUGGUCUAAAUUAUUUAGCAAACGAAACCUGCAAUAUCUCCACCAGAGUGCAUUGAACAAGGCCUUGCAGAGUCCAAAUGGACACCUGAACUUGUUCCUCCGCUUCCUCCUGGGUCUUUCACUGCAGACCAGUCAGACUCUCCUAUGAGGCCUCGUGACACAGACUGGAAGUAACUCACAGACCAUUAAGAAAACAGUCCAGUACAUCAAGGAGAAGCUAAGUGAGAAUAUGUCUGUAGAGAAAAGCAUUACUCUGUUCCACUGUCUGAAUGAACUGAAUGAUCGUUCUCUAGUGGAGGAGAUCCAACAGUCCCUGAGAUCAGGAAGUCUCUUCACAGAUAAACUGUCUCCUGUUCAGUGGUCUGCUCUGGUCUUCAUCUUACUGUCAUCAGAAAAAGAUCUGGAUGUGUUUGAUCUGAAGAAAUACUCUGCUUCAGAGGAGGCUCUUCUGAGGAUGCUGCCAGUGGUGAAAGCCUCCAACAAAGCUCUAUUGAGUGGUUGUUUCCUUUCAGAGAGAAGCUGUGAAGCUCUGUCCUCAGUUCUCAGCUCCCAGUCCUCUACUCUGAGAGAGCUUGACCUGAGUAUCAACAACCUCCAGGAUUCAGGAGUGAAGCUUCUGUCUGCCACACUGCAAAGUCCCCACUGUAGACUGGAAACGCUUAGAUUAAGUGGCUGUUUUCUUUCAAGGAGAAGCUAUGAAGCUCUGUCCUCAGUUCUCAGCUCACAGUCCUCUAAACUGAAAAAGCUGGACUUAAGUAACAACAACUUACAGGAUUCAGGAUUGAAGUGUCUGUCAGCUGCACUGCAGAGUCGUCAUUGUACACUGGAAGCUCUGAGACUGGGUGGCUGUAAUCUCUCAGAGAAAAGCUGUGAAAUUCUGUCCUCAGUUCUCAGCUCCCAAUCCUCUAGCCUGAGAGAGAUGGACCUGAGUAACAACGACCUGGAGAAUUCAGGACUUAGAUUUCUGUCUGCUGCACUGGAGAGUCCACAUUGUACACUACAAAUUCUCAGACUGUCUGGGUGUAACCUCUCGGAGGGAAGCUGUGAAGCUCUGUGCUCAGUUCUCAGCUCCUGUUCCUCUAGUUUGGUAUACCUUGACCUGAGUAACAAUGACCUGCAAGACUCAGGACUAAAGCUUCUGUCAGCUGGAUUGAAGAGUCCAAACUGUACACUGGAAACUCUCAGUCUGUCAGGGUGUCUGAUCACAGAGGAAGGCUGUACUUCUCUGGCCUCAGCUCUGAGCUCCAACCCCUCCCAUCUGAGAGAGCUGGACCUGAGCUACAAUCAUCCAGGAGACUCAGGAGUGAAGCUGCUGUCAGCUGGACUGAAGGAUCCAGACUGGAGACUGGACACUCUCAGGGUGGAGCCUGCUGGAGUCCGAUGGUUGAGACCAGGUCUGAGGAAGUAUUCCUGUCAACUCACAAUCGACACAAACACAGUGAACACAAAGCUCCAACUGUCUGACAACAACAGGAAGGUGACACAUGUGAGGAAGGUUCAGUCAUAUCCUGAUCAUCCAGACAGAUUUGAUGUUCUUCCUCAGCUGCUGUGCAGAAAUGGUCUGACUGGUCGCUGUUACUGGGAGGUCGAGUGGAAAGGAGAGAUCAAUAUAUCAGUGAGUUACAGAAGAAUCAGAAGGAAAGGAGAAAGUAAUGACUGUAUGUUUGGACAGAAUGAUCAUUCCUGGAGGUUGUACUGCACUAAUGAUGGUCCUGUUUGCGUCUGUCAUGAUUCCGAAUUCACAUCCCCCUCCUCCUCCUCCUCCUCCUCUGUCUCUAACAGAGCAGCAGUGUAUGUGGACUGUCCUGCUGGCACUCUGUCCUUCUACAGAGUCUCCUCUGACACUCUGAUCCACCUCCACACCUUCAACACCACAUUCACUCAAACUCUUUAUCCUGGGUUUAGACUCUGGCCUCCUGGUUCCUCAGUGUCCCUGUGCUGAGUUGAGUGUAAAGAGUGUCUCCUGUUAGAGAAAUACUCUGACUGUUGAACAGUUCAGUCUGUACAUGUCUGUCUCUUUCACUCACAAACACGUUUUCACAUUCAUGGAUUCAAUCAGUUGAUGUUUGAAACUCUUCUAAAUGAUUCCUUGUAAACUUCUUCCUCUUCAGUCCUUUAAAGAUGGAAGCUCCCAUUAUUCCAGGAUCCACAUGUUGUUUUACUGUCUUUUUC